This is a messenger RNA of Rhinocladiella mackenziei CBS 650.93, 579 nucleotides long. RefSeq lists its product as uncharacterized. The record is from RefSeq and is a predicted model, not a curated record. The coding region runs from base 1 to 579 and encodes 192 amino acids. The transcript has 2 exons. NCBI's taxonomy places the organism in Eukaryota, Fungi, Ascomycota, Eurotiomycetes, Chaetothyriales, Herpotrichiellaceae.
AUGGCUGCAAAUGAUAUUGCUCAGCGCGAUGAGACGCUGCCGAUAGAGGGAGUACAGAGAACGGAAUUCGAUUUCGGCGACUUCGAUCACUCCAAGAUCCCCUUCGAAGAGAAUGAAAUCCCCGUGAUCGUCAUUGGAUCGAGCAUGAUUGGGAUGAGUCUGCAACUCUUCCUUGGCUUUCAUGGGUCAGCUAUCCGCCAGAGAGCUGCUUUGUUUCAACUCCGAACCAUCGAAAUCUUCCGUCAGUUAGGACUGGAGGAAGCGUUUCGUGAGGAGAGCAAGACCGUUAUCGACUUGGAUGGCGGUAUGUUGCUCACGGACGUUUCGUACCAGGGCAAAGAGCUCGCAAUUGUGCAAGGCAGUGACCCGAAGAAGAUCGCCGAGAUUUCGCCUUGUGUUAGAUUUUGGCUCACGCAAGAUAUGUACGAGCCUUGGGUCCGCGAGAGGGCCACAAUUCUUCAGGACCCGCGUCGUGCAUUACGAGGAAAAGGCAGACCACGUGGUGGUAGUGGUCCAAGAUACCGAGACGGGCAAGUACCGCAAGUACAAGACCCAGUUUUUGGUCGCUUGCGAUGGUAA